Rodentolepis nana is the source of this 1392-nucleotide messenger RNA. NCBI's taxonomy places the organism in Eukaryota, Metazoa, Platyhelminthes, Cestoda, Cyclophyllidea, Hymenolepididae. The record is from the annotation of a GenBank genome assembly.
UCCGCCGGAAAGAAGUCAUUCCUCUAUCGGGCUAUUCAACCAUCAAGUCUUGCUGAAUCUCCAGAGGGUGUUGAAGUAUUUUUGACAACUUUAUCAACAUUGUUGUCACCAAGUGCUGAGGAGACUACUCGUUCUCAGUUAUUGUCUUGGUUGGAUUCUAAACUAGAGUUUCGCCUUCGUGGUUUCUUCUCAUUAGGAGUCUGCAUGGAAGGUGUAUGUCAACUUGCAUCAAGCCUCUUUGGUCUUCGUUUGGAAGUUGAACCUGCUCUACCCGGUGAAGUCUGGCAUUCCGAUGUUGUCAAGGUCACCGUUUACGCCGAAGAACCCCAGGUAGCAGAAGGGAGCAAUUCGGUGCACCCCUGGGAGGCUCGCUAUCCUAUUGGUCCUGGGGUCAAAAUAGGCACUAUCUACUGUGACUUCUUCACUCGACCUGGAAAGUUGCCUAUGGAUUGCCACUACACAGUAAGGGGCGGUCGCCACACAGAGAAUACCAUGUUCGAAUCCCACUCACCUUACCAAUUCCCCAUCGUGGUAAUCCAGCUAAAUCUUGGCCCGUGUCCCUCGGAAAACAAUGAGGGUGCUCCCACUCUGCUUACUCCGGGUCAAGUGGAAAAUCUUUUUCACGAGUGGGGUCACGCUUUACACUCGGUUCUGGGUCGAACGAGAUAUCAGCACGUCACUGGCACCAGGUGCAGUACAGAUCUAGCAGAACUUCCCUCCACUCUAAUGGAACAUUUCGCUCUGGACACUCGUGUUACAGCUCAAUACGCGCGUCACUUUGAGACAGGAGAAGCUCCAAAUUCCGCAGAAGACGUGAAAGCUCUUCUUCAUCUCAACGCCAGUCGAGGCUAUGGCCAGAGUGUGGAAGUUAUGCUCCAAUUGAUGUACUCUAUGCUCGAUCAGCGUCUUCACAGCGAUGCACCUGCAAAAAUUCUUGCUCCCUUCCAGACUGGAAUGAAUGGACCACCUUCCGCGAGAUUAUUUAACAGUCUUUUGAAGGAGCACUGCGGUUCUUGGUUGUCAGUGGAAUUACCUCAACAAUUGGCUCACUUGCCUGUGGCGACAACACAUCGUUUUGGGCAUUUGUACAGUUAUGGAGGGAGGUACUAUUCGUAUUUAAUGGCUCGCGCUGCUGCAGGUCUGACUUGGAGGAAGGGGUUUGCGGCAGAUCCGUGGUCUUCCAGCUUUGGCAGAAAAUAUCGCGAUGCCUUGCUUCGACACGGAGGUGAACGCAGACCUCAGGAGAUGUUAUCCCAACUUCUGGGUGAGGAAGAAAAAGAGGAUAUGAGGCGACUGGCACAGGGUCUGUGCGAGGACAUCGUUGCUAGCGAGGAGACUGCUCGAGUGGUCCUGUCUCGAGCUCAGAAUCCCUCCUUGAGUCGUGUUCGUUGA